GAACAACUCUGUGAGGCUCCACACAGGAGGGGCCAGCCCUCCCCGAACCAGGGACAAACACGCCCUGACAGUGGCUCUUUGUGCUUUGACCCGCCAGUAUGUAAAACAUUCAAUUAUCAAUGGCCGCUGGUCGUUCACCUUUUCCCUCUACUCUCUCUUUAGUUCUGUCAACAAACUCUUGUCCUUGCAAGAGUGUGCGGCUGUUAAUGACAUGAACUCGUAAUUAAGUCAAAACUGAUGCACAGAGAAUUCGAAUGCCAAGAGGGUAGGGCUCUAAGUUAAUUAUUUCUUUAAUCCCUUUCUUAAGUCCAAUUGCAAAAUAAUUAAUUAUAACUGUGGAGAUAUCUCUUAGAAUCAGGGGUAGUGCGUCUGGAGGACAGCCCGUAUUAGGAGCUUGGUGGGGUUCACAAUAGUUAUAGCCCUUGUUUGUGUUAGAGUUAUGCAGCGAUAUUGGACGAUGGGAGGCUCCGACGUGUAUCAAAGAACCUUUAUGGAUUCCUGGAAUUCUCUUUUUUCAAAAGUCAAGGGGCUCUUGAAAAAGUACGAACCAGGAGCUUAAAAUAAAACGUCUUGCUCCAGCCACCUCUUCAAUUCGGCAUUGAUUGCGCACAAUGCUCAAUGCACGAAUGAGGCCGGUUUAUCAGUGUUGGAUGCUGCCCAAGCAUAACGUUGACAUACAUUCUAGCAAAAAUGGAAACAUGACUGUUCAUAAUAGGAUUUUAAAAUAAGUAUACGUUGGGGUUAAUAUUAGAUUUGGGUAACAAUCACCAAAGGAUAUUAUUUGCAUUUCUUUUGAGGGGUCAUGACAGUCUGUCCAAAGAGCAACACCAGUUCACCUACUAAAGAUUAUUGAUGGAUUGAAUGUGAACAAUCCAUCAAUCGAUUGGAUAUGAUGUAUUCAGCUAUUAUGUAAAGUCUUAAAGAAAGACGUGUCUCAAAUAAGAUAACUCUAAAUCUAACAGCUGCAGCAAAGAAUAAAUGCAUAGUUCCUAUUUCUAUAAAUAACAAUGAAGUUAUCAGCCUGACAUUGAAGGUAAAUUCGUUCGUAUAAAAACGUUUAAAAACAUCAGUAAAUGUUGAGGGCCUCCUUGAUAGAAAACAUUUUUAUCUGGUAAUCGUGCCAUAGGUCUGUCUUACCCUAACUUUUUACAGGGAAGAAUUAGUGCUGGCAUUUAUCACACGUUCACUGGUUGGUUGUGUUCCUCCCUCCCUCUUCCCGUGUUUAUCCCUCCCGACGUGCGUGCAACAGUCGGACGGUCGACUGUUGGUUCGGUCACGACAAAUGACAGGGUGAAUCUGACGUCGUGGGGGUGUGGGGCCGCAACAUCGCACAUUUUAUCCAACGUAGCCCAUUCAUCUAAGUUAUUAGGUGGUGCGACUUCGCGUAGACAGACAGCGGAUUAAUUUAGUUUUUUUUUUUUUAUAUUCAGAAUAAACACUGUUUUUCCUCGUCGUGGGGAGGAGGAAGGACGGCGCUCUCGACGAGGCUGGUCGGCAAAGUAAUCGGUUAAGAUUAAGUUUUUCUGCAAAUCGGGUGGUGGUGGUGGUGGUAGAGCCGAACCAGGAAGAGAGAGAGAGCGAGGGAGGGAGAUCGAGAGAGAGAGAGAGAGAGAGAGGGAGGGAGGGAGAGAGAGAGCACAUCGCGCACCCACCGUCCUCCACUCCCCAGCUCUCUCUCCCCCAGUAGGACUACAGCGCUCUGCCAUCAACACCACUACAGCUCCCAUUUCGACGAUUCAUUCCGGAGACUCGGCGUGUCGGCCAGUGCCCCGUGGGGAAGCAUGUAAUGACUCACACCAGGAAAAAGGCUUCCACCAGGCCGGGCCCCAGCAGCGAGCGACGGGACAAUAGCUCCCAGGGGCCAAAUGGGGACAAUAUGGAUGUGGCCUGGCCUCAGCGCUUGCUGCGGUUCGGCAGGACCAAGAAGAUAGGCCAGGUCGUUAGUCACAGGAAGGAUGAGGCCAAGAGAGUAACCGCAACGGGGAAGAGACGCAAGAAGUCUGGCGCGGUCCGAAAGACGCGCCGGAAGCAGCGCGAGAAGAAACGGGACAGGAAGUCGUACCCGCUGCGGGGGAGGACCGCCGGCUCGGACGAGGAGGGCCUCGACUGUCAUGUCCUCCUCACCCGCGUGGACGACGGCCUAGCGGAGCAGGAGGGCUCCGACGCCGAGGCGACGGCGCCGGCGCCGAACGACGGCCCCCAGAAGCCGUCGCACAAGUCAAAAUCCAGGAAGGACAAAAGGGGCCGACGAAAAGAGACAAAGGUGACACCCAAAACCAAAUCGAGGUCAAACACCCGGAGAGAGGAGGACGUCGUGUACCUUCCGGAGCCGCGCAAGCGCCGGUUAGCCUCUCUCAACGCCGAGGCGGUGAACAGCCUUCUGCUCGACCGAGGCUCUGACCAACAUCCACCAGCCAAGCAGGCCAAGAGACAGCAUGAGGAGCCCGCAAACGAAAGGGCUCCCCUGGACGCUAAUCCCGCUUGGAGCGGUGCUGCUGGAGGUCUUAACUCCCCCCAGAUCAGCACCACCAAAGCCACCGCUAGGUUGAAGCGCGAGCCGGGACGAGGCUCCAAGCGGAGCAAGAAGAAGGCCAAAGCGAACCGAGGGGAUCCGAGGGGGUGCGUCAGUCAGGCGAGCUUGGACGCCCCGGCGCCCAGACGCCUCGCCGGCCUCACCGCCGCGGCUCUGCUGAAGCUGACCAGCACGUCGGCCACCAGCAAGCAGAGGGUGAAGGCCGUUCCCACGGCGACCGUCACCACAGACUCUAAGGCCCCGGUCCCGGCCGCCACCCCGAAGCCACAGACCCGCGUCAAGCUCAAAGCCAAGGGGCGCUCGCAGAAGACCAGGGGGAAGAAAGGCGCGGCCCCGACGGACGAAGACGACGACGCCGCCGCCGCCGCCUGCAAGGACAAGGCCGACUUUGAGCCCAAGGUGGAGUGGGUGAACGGCGACUGCAACCACAAGCUAGCCGAGGCGGGCUACCCGCAGCGCGGCAUGCUGGGCUUCCAGCUGAAGAGCGUGAAGGAGGAGCAGGAGGAGACGGACCUCAGCCCCUACUACUGCUGCCCGCCCGAGGGCUCGGUGGAGUACUGCCACCGCCUGGCCUUCUUCCUGGGCCAGCAGGCCUACGGCGAUCCGGAAGGCCAGCCGCGCAACCCCGCCCUGACCCCCGUGAAGCGGGAGUGCCUGGUGGGCUCGCCCACGCUCGCCCAUGCCCACCCCCACGCGGCGCUGACCCUCAGCCCCCACCCGUGCCUGUGCACGGCCGAGCACUGCUUCUCCAGCUACUACGUGCACAUAGCGCACCCCACACACACUGGAACCCCGUCGGCCGCACUGGCCGCCCGACCCCUGAACUUUGCCCCCUCGUCGCUGUGCCCGAACCGGGUAGGCCGGUCCAAGCUGCUGGGGCCGCGGGUGGGCCACGCCGCGGGGCUGGCCCACCCGGCCUGCUGCGGGCCGGUGGGGUCGCCCUGCUACAACGAGGCGUGCCGGAUCAGCGGCUACGCCUAUCGGGCAAUGCCGCCCGUCGCCAGCAGGGGGUGCUCGUUCAGCACGGGGUGCACUGGGUGCCAGCACGGCAUCAAGACAGAGGGCUACUCCCCUUCUCAGGGCCUGGCCCCCAGCCUGCCCCUCUCCAGCCUCCCCCUGCCCAGCACGCCGCCCUCCACCCAGCCCAAGCCCCACCUGCCGACCCUGCUCCCGGGCCGGGACCAGCCCCCGGCCCGCCUGAAGCUGGCCAAGGAGUGCCCCCAGGCCACGGCCAAGUCCUCCUCCGCCGCCGCCUCCCCGGUGUCCUCGGGACGCACCCGGCUGACCCAGAAACAGGCCCCGCUCCCCGCCCCGGGCCUCGUCGGCGCCAGGCAGAAGGUCAGUCGGCGCCGCGCCACCAAUGGCUGGAGGCCCGUGGGCGGGCCCGUGGAGAGGGAGGUCUUCAUCGCGGGCGACGAGGAGACGGCCCUGCGGCAGUGCUAUGACGGGGUGGAGCGGGACGGGGAGGUGGUCCGAGUCCGCGACACCGUGCUGCUGAGGUCGGGUCCCAGGAAGAAGUCCCUGCCCUACGUGGCCAAGAUAUCGGCCCUCUGGGAGGACCCCAAGACAGGGGAGCUGAUGAUGAGCCUGUUCUGGUACUACCGCCCGGAGCACACGCAGGGAGGAAGAGACCCCAGCGCACAUUGCGAGAAGGAGAUAUUUGCCUCUCGCCAUCAGGACGAGAACAGUGUGGCCUGCAUCGAAGACCGGUGCUACGUUCUCCCUCUCGCCCAGUACUGUAGAUUCUGUGCCUUGUUGAAGCGGCGGGCGGAGGGCGUGGCCCCCGGGGGCCCGGGCAGCGGCGUGGUGGUCCCGUGCUGCGGCGACUUCGCCCCCCCCUCGCACCGCUGCGUGCCCAGCGACGUGGACCCCCAGCUGGUCUAUCUCUGCCGACACGUCUACGACUUCCGCUACGGACGCAUCCUCAAGAACCUCCAGUAGGGCCCCCCCCCCCAUCGCCCCCCAUCGAGGGGAGGGCAGAGGGGAGAUGAGGGACUGGACUGAAGACCCUCAUGUUUUUUGACACUGGGGGGAUUUUUCAUGAGGACUGGUGGACGAAGAGGACGGGCCAGAGAUACUGGUUUUUGGUUUUUGACGAUGGAGCAAUAAAAGAAUAAAGAUAGAAAAGCGUUUUGGGAAAAGGGGUUCGUUAUCAACAUCCGGUUGAUAACGAACAACACCGGACCCCCUGCAGAGCGGGCGGGGGGGGGGGGGGAUCGAGGGAAUCUCUGCUUAGGAACGACAUCGCUUUUCUUCCCAUUCGCAGGAACUAGGAAGAAACGUGGUCGGAAUGUCUUUCUUUAUUUCCCCCAGAAAUGAGAUCAGCUUUCAAUGUCUUUGGGGGUCCCACUAUUAUUCAUUUCUGUCCAUUGGCCCGUCGGAACAACCAAGAAGCAUUCACGGCUAUCGCCUAGCUUAGCUUCGCUUCCCAUGCCCCCCAGAGCACACCGACGGCUAGCUUAGCGUCAGUCGGCUGGCUUUGAGUGCUGAGGCGAUACCAGAGCCCAGCUAGUAUCCCAGUAGAAACAGAACCGGACAAGGUGAAGAAUCCAACAAGGUCGUACUGUACAGUGUCUUUCCUCUCUCUCAGUCACUACUUCAGGAUCACACUUGUAGCACUAACGCAGUCCACAGAGAGCAGGUCUGUAAACCAGAGCGGGAGCUUUGGCUUGGUUUCGUGUGUGUAUGUGCGUGUGUGUGACUGAAAGACAUUGUGUGUGUGUGAGCUUCUCUAUAUACCAGCGAGUGGGAGCCGCAGACGAUGGAACACUGUGGGAAGGAACCACAGGAGCAUCGUGGGAGGAAGUGGAACUAUGUGCUUCCUCUCUCCUAUACACCCGCCUCCACACGUAUUCAAACCGGUAUUUGUCAUCUCAAACGGCGGUUGCUCUUUGUUAAACCGUCAUGGCUAGUGAAAAUACCGCCUUCUUAUUGUCGUCUUACUACUCUGGUGGAGGGGGGAUGUUUAAGAAGUCCCACAAACAUGGGACUCUCUCUGCCUCCCGCUUACCUAGGGGAGAGAGUGACGUCUUUCCUCCGCCAUCUUGUUUUAACACAGACGAGCAGCUCUCUAAUCCAGCUCGGUAUGUCCCUUGUGACUUGCCUUACGACUACCACGAGGUAGCGCUUCAAGACAGCUAGUCCCGCUAGGUAAAACCAGGAAGUUGUAGAACCAGGAAUUGGUAGAAGCAGGAAGUGGUGGACUGGGAGGCCUGGGAGGCCUGUCUGAGACUGGGACGGAUAGUAUAUUUUGCUCUAGGAAGGUUCAUAACUGACUUGAGUUUACCCGAAAGUAUCCGAGUGGCAGGCAUGAUCAGAGCUGUUCCAAUACUCUUCAUGAAAAGGUGCUUCAAUGCUUCCUUUCUUGACUCAUUUAGCCUAGGGUACACUGGAGUGUCCUUUACGAAUGGAAAGGAGAUAAUGCUCUCUCACAAUACCUUGGGGCAGGAACAUUUAAAGCGACAAGCCAAUCGGUCGCUUAUGGAAACAAACAAUCAACAUGGUCGCACAAAAAUACUAAUUUUUCUACGCACACACACACACAAACACACACAGAAACAUACACACCCGUCCUUCUGAAUUCUUCUUCCCAACUUUCCAUGACCUCAUUGCGUAUUUGCAUAAAGGUCAAGGAAAAGAGGUUAGAAAAGGACGUAAUUCUUUUAGACUAUUCGACCACAGCCUGGAUGGCCAAUCCGUACAAACGACAACAAACAAAAACUGAGAAAGAUAGAAAGAUAGAACUAUAUCUAUAGAUAUACAUAAAUAUCAACAGACUCACUUGACAUGGCUUUGAAGGCCGUGAUGAUGGCUGACGGAUGUUAAUGAUGUGAUCACUGGAGCUCACACGCCAGCAGGGGGAGAAAAUCGUUGGUUUAUACACCGCGACUUUGCCUCGAUCAUCUGAAGCCGGACUGACGAGGGCUAGCUAACAAAAGCUAAACAUCCUAGCGUCUGUUAUUUUCCGUGUGGGUAAAAAAUCGAAGCUACCUUUUAUAUUAUAAUUACCACACACUUUGUCCUCGGUCUACAAAGCUAAGCUAAUCUCCAACCCCCAAAAAAACCAAAGGAUGUCAGACAGAACAGAGCUUCUCCCCGCCCCCUUGUUCCUCCCGUCUCCCCGCACACUCUUCCCCUCUCUAUAUUGCACUAAUCCAUUCCUUCAUUACGAUGUUGGCGUGUGCGCUACAACAUAUUCCCCCCCCCCCCUCGCCUUAAUCUUUCACUCGGAGACUAAACGGCUGCGGGGGUGGUGUUGGGGGUGGGGUUGAGGUGGGAGGGUGAGUAGGGGGGGCCGGCGGGGGUAAUAAAGUGUGUUAUUGAUGUCUGUGAGUUGGUAUUGAUCGUUCGAUUGCGAGGGUAACAGGAUGGUCGGUCAUGUGAGCGCUGACAGUGCUGCUCAGAUAAAGGUUUAUAUUAUUAACGGAACAAUUAGCGCGCGCUGUCUCCCACCUGUUGUGUAAUCACAAUCACUGAGUGUGCGUGUGUGUUGGGGGGGGUCUGGGGCGCAUGUGUAUGUGUGUGUGUGUGUUUACCUGUGUUUGUGUAGGUGUAUGCCUGCGUGUAUACCUGUAUGUAUGUAUGUGCGUGUGUGUGCGUUUGUGCAUCUGUGUGCGCGCUCGCGGUAGGUUCCGGACUGUUUUGUGACAAACAUUGUCAUGGGUGUUGGAUUGAAGGAGAAAACUCACGUAGCACUGCGUUACUACGGCGACGAGGUUCAGACGGGUGGGGGUUGUGGUCCUGAUUUCACCUGGGGGUAGGCCUAUGCUGUUUCCGUAGUGAUUUAUUGUCACCAAGCACAUAACUGGUAAACAAACUGAACAACAAAACGAAACAGUUGAUUUGAAUAGAAAGCACAUGAAUCUCAAACAGUGGAACAGCAGCUCGGUUAGCAGCACAUUGGCCUUUGUGUUUGUGUGCGCGUGUGCGUGUGUGUGAGAAUGUGAUGGAAAGAGAGAGGGUGAAAGCGAGAGUGAGCAAUCCUUAAUGUAAUUGAGAUGUGGUGAGAUAUAACCGACAUACUCGCAUUGCCUUUUUGUAUGUGUUUUUAUUACAUUAUGACUGGAGUAGGCCUAUGCGUAAAUAUUUAGCUGCUUAGUUGUGAAAAUCUUAAAAAGCCAUCUUCUGCUUCAUUGGAUCCCAUUCGAACCUGACUUACGACCGUAGUGACAGGAAGGCUAUAUUUGAAAACGAUGUGACUGCACUCCCACAUUAUUUAACGCCCUGAUUCUUGAGAGAAUUAAUGCAUAAGAAUAUAUUCUCUUACUUUAAAAAACACUUCUCCUUGCAAAUAUUUUAUUAUGUCGAUUUACUAAGAUGGCAUUUGCGAUAUAUUUUUUAACGUUAGUAUUUUUGAAAAAUCUACCUAUCUAACCCCGGGGAAAUAAAAGUGAUUUUUUUUUUUUUAUUAUUAUUUAAUUUCGGGUCCGUUUUUAAUCUAAAAUCAUGCCGAUUGAUGUUGAUUUGACCUGAUCCUACAGCAAAGUAAUGCUUAACUAUAAGGAAAACCCUCUGGGUUGUGCUUGUUGAACCCUGAACCCUGAACGCUUUGACCUCGGUGGGGAGAGGUUUGACAGAAGGCGGUCUUUACAUGAAGUGUACAUUUACCACGGUGCAGUCCUUUAACGAACAGGCACCCAAUGCACAAUGUGUCAUAUUUUUUUGCAAGAUGUGUGUUAAUUAUAUUUAAACUUGAGAAAAAAACAUAUUUAAACUGAGUAAACGAUUACAAUAUACUAAGAUAUACAUUUAACUUAUUUGGAAAAUAUUGUGUUGAAUUGAGGAUUUCUUAAGAACUUUGUGACCGGGUAUGAAAAAAAAGACAUAUGAUCUGUUUAUAUCUUAUUUAUGACUUUUAAGAUUAAAUAAUGCAGUGGCGAUUAGUGGUGUACAUUUUAGUACUUUUUAUCACACAAGACUAGGUAUCAUCGGUGGAAAACAGACCAAAGCACACCUUUAAGACAGGAUCAGGCAGGAGAAAUCCCAGAUACAAAUUCAGAAGCCAUCUUCUAACCCGAAUUUUGAUCCACACAGGAACAAUGGACCAACCCAUAGCGACUGGCUCAUUUUGUAAAAAUACCUGGACUCAGACAUUUGGAUAUUUUGCUAUGGCAACAGGGUCAGAUGAGCUGUCAUCUCUUUGUCCAAUCAGGGGAGAGGGUGUCCUCCACACCUGAGACAGGUAUGAGACGCCCUCAGGACCCGGUCUAGAUACAAGUGUUACCUUUCUGCAAACCAAGACUGGUCUCGGAUCAGGAUUGGUUGGCCAACGGCUGUACAGUGUUCUCUCCUCUCACCAAUAGCCACAAUUAUUCAGUUUAUUCACUUGAUAAUGUUUGUGAGUCCAUUGGGCUGGGUUGAAACGUAGUCCAUCCAUUAAUGAUAUUAUUACACAUGCCUAUUUCUGACAUCCAGUUCGGAUGGCCACAGUUGCCUUCCUCCCAGACGUGCAUUUACAUUGUUUGACCGCUAGAGGGCGGGAAUCCGAGUUCUGCAGAACUUGUCCCUUGGUGACGUCUCAGCUUUUACGACAGCAUCUGCUUCCUGUCUCCUUGUCGACUUAUUUCAUGGCCGCUAAGAGCAGCACAGCAGUAAAGAUUAUAUAACAUAACUCUUAAUGAAAAUAAAGCGCUUCUAGGAAGUUAA
Messenger RNA from Gadus morhua (Atlantic cod), 9178 nucleotides. Its product is annotated as bromo adjacent homology domain-containing 1 protein. The coding region runs from base 1787 to 4474 and encodes 895 amino acids. Gene Ontology annotation, molecular function: transcription cis-regulatory region binding; chromatin binding. Lineage: Eukaryota; Metazoa; Chordata; Actinopteri; Gadiformes; Gadidae. Gene Ontology annotation, biological process: negative regulation of DNA-templated transcription; heterochromatin formation. The transcript is spliced from 7 exons. Gene Ontology annotation, cellular component: chromatin silencing complex. The record is from RefSeq and is a predicted model, not a curated record.